GCGAGGCGUGACAUAUAAAGGAAGCUGAUGCUGCAGCAUCAGCUGUCCAGCUGAAGGUCGAAGCUGCAGAGCUCCAGCUCCACGUUUAAACCCCCCCCAAUAAACCAGUAUAACCCGGGACUAUGGCCAAGCCCCUGACGGACCAGGACCGGAGGAAGCAGAUCUCGGUGCGGGGACUGGCCGGGGUGGAGAACGUCACAGACCUGAAGACUAACUUCAACAGGCACCUCCACUUCACCCUGGUGAAGGACCGCAAUGUGGCCACCAAACGAGACUAUUACUUCGCCCUGGCCAACACGGUCCGGGACCACCUGGUGGGCCGCUGGAUCCGCACCCAGCAGCACUACUACGACAAGGACCCCAAGCGCGUCUACUACCUCUCCCUGGAGUUCUACAUGGGCCGGACUCUGCAGAACACCAUGGUGAACCUGGCCCUGGAGAACGCCUGUGAUGAAGCCACGUAUCAGCUGGGCCUGGACAUGGAGGAGCUGCAGGACAUCGAGGAGGACGCUGGUCUGGGGAACGGGGGACUGGGACGCCUGGCCGCUUGUUUCCUGGACUCCAUGGCGUCUCUGGGCCUGGCCGCCUACGGCUACGGCAUCCGCUACGAGUUUGGCAUCUUCAAUCAGAAAAUCAUCAACGGAUGGCAGGUGGAGGAGGCGGACGACUGGCUGCGCUACGGUAACCCCUGGGAGAAGGCCCGGCCCGAGUACAUGCGUCCAGUCCACUUCUACGGCCGGGUGGACCACACCGCCGAGGGAGUGAAGUGGGUCGACACUCAGGUGGUCCUAGCUCUCCCCUACGACACCCCAGUCCCCGGUUACAGGAACAACAUCGUCAACACCAUGAGACUCUGGUCGGCCAAGGCCCCCUGCGACUUCAACCUGAAGGACUUUAACGUCGGGGGCUACAUUCAAGCUGUGCUGGAUAGGAACCUGGCGGAGAACAUCUCCAGAGUCCUCUACCCCAACGACAACUUCUUUGAAGGGAAGGAGCUGCGUCUAAAGCAGGAAUACUUUGUCGUGGCAGCGACUCUUCAAGACAUCAUACGCAGAUUCAAAGCCUCCCAAUUUGGCUCCACGGAGUUUGUGCGAUUAGACCUUUCUGCUCUGCCAGACAAGGUGGCCAUCCAGCUGAACGACACUCACCCUGCCAUGGCCAUCCCCGAGCUGAUGAGGAUCCUGGUGGACACGGAGAAGCUCUCCUGGGAGAAGGCCUGGGACGUGGUGGUCCGGACCUGCGCCUACACCAACCACACGGUGCUGCCGGAGGCCCUGGAGCGCUGGCCCGUCGACCUCUUCCAGAACCUGCUGCCCCGACACCUGGAGAUCAUCUACGAGAUCAAUAGGAGACACCUGGAGCGCAUCAGCAAACUCUACCCUGGAGACUCGGACCGCCUGCGCAGGAUGUCCCUGAUUGAGGAAGGAGACGUGAAGAAGAUCAACAUGGCUCACCUGUGCAUCGUGGGCUCUCACGCCGUCAACGGAGUGGCUCGCAUCCACUCUGAAAUCAUCAGGAAGACUGUGUUCAAGGAUUUCUAUGAGAUUGACCCUGAGAAGUUUCAGAACAAGACGAACGGCAUCACGCCCCGGCGCUGGCUGGCCAUGUGCAACCCCGGCCUGGCCGAGGUCAUCGCUGAGAGGAUCGGAGAGGAAUACCUGCGUGACCUGGACCAGCUGAAGCAGCUGCUGGACUUCGUAGACGACAACGCCUUCAUUAGAGACGUUGCUAAAGUCAAACAAGAGAACAAGAUGAAGUUUGCUGCUCUCCUGGAAGAGCAGUACAAGGUGAAGAUCAACCCCAACUCCAUGUUUGACGUGCAGGUGAAGCGGAUUCACGAGUACAAGAGGCAGCUGCUGAACUGCCUGCACAUCAUCACGCUGUACAACCGCAUCAAGAGGGAGCCCAACAAGCAGUGGACGCCCAGGACUGUCAUGAUUGGAGGAAAGGCUGCUCCAGGUUACCACACGGCCAAGAUGAUCAUCAAACUGAUCACAUCCAUCGGUGACAUCGUCAACAACGACCCUGUGGUGGGAGACCGCCUUAAGGUCGUGUUCCUGGAGAACUACAAAGUUACUCUGGCUGAGAAGGUGAUCCCUGCAGCAGACCUGUCGGAGCAGAUCUCCACCGCCGGCACCGAGGCCUCCGGCACCGGGAACAUGAAGUUCAUGCUGAACGGAGCCCUCACCAUCGGCACCAUGGACGGGGCCAACGUGGAGAUGGCCGAGGAGGCCGGGGAGGAAAACCUCUUCAUCUUUGGGAUGAGGGUCCAGGACGUGGAGGCCCUGGAUAAGAAGGGUUACGAUGCCGUGUCCUACUACAACCGCAUCCCCGAGCUGAAGCAGGCGGUGGACCAGAUAUCCGGAGGUUUCUUCAGCCCCAGCCAACCAGGCCUGUUUAAAGACCUGGUCAACAUGCUGAUCCACCACGACAGGUUCAAGGUGUUUGCAGACUAUGAGGACUACAUCAAAUGUCAGGAGAAAGUCAGCGCUCUCUACAAGAACCCCCUGGAGUGGACCAAGAAGGUCAUCCAUAACAUUGCAGGCAGUGGGAAGUUCUCGAGCGACCGCACCAUCAGCCAGUACGCCCGGGAGAUCUGGGGGAUCGAGCCCAGCCUGGAGAAGAUCCCUGCCCCCGACGAUCCUCGCUAAACCCUCGCAUCCUCGCAGCGUAGCUCCCCCCGUGGUCCAGCCAAGGAGACAAACAUUGUAGCUUCUUCUCUUUUCAUUGUGGUAUUAUUUUUUUGACACUGUUUAUCUCUGUGCAACCUUAACCAGGCUUACACUUCAUCUUGCACUUUGUAGCUCCACGUCAGCCUGUCUCCACUGAAGAGAUUUGAACAUAGAAGAAGGAAUAAGGAAUCUAAUUUAGUGAGAUAGUUUCCUAGAAGAUGCAAUGUUCUUACUCUCAAUAUACAACAAAGGUUUAUUUUUAUUACAAAUAGCACUAUAAUUAUUGGGGAAGAUUAAAGAUGCACUUUUAACCUUUUAACCAAACAUGGACAUUUUCACAAAGAUUCCUCACAUUCCUCUUCUGCAGAAAGCCAGCAAAACUUGACAUAAGUCUUUCAAACCAAACACGUCCUCCGAUGAAGAGAGAGGGACCAAGUGGUCUGCGCGGGCCACAGCCUCGUGACAUCACUAUGACAUCACUAUGAACCCACUGCCUUUGAGAGGAAGGCAUUGGUCCAUAUUCCCAGCAAACCCUUGACUGAUCUGUAGGCCUGUGACGGUGUUCGUUGAAUGUUUCCACGUCCGUGUUGUCGUCAUAAAUGUAGUUAUUCAUGACUGACGGGUCCUUCCUUCCUUCAGUGCAGGUUUGAAUGUGAUCGUACCCUCCUCAGCAUGUUUGUGUCUUAUUCUCGUACUCUUUGUUCCCAAAAGUGACCUGAUGAUGAAACCUUCUUUGCCUAAAACCUUUAGUAAAUGAAUCUAUCUUUGAAAAAUGUGUGUUAUCUGCUGUACUUGUGUGUAAAAACAUUGACUCCAUGGCACCGUAACUGUAACGGCAUUAAUGUACUGUAAUAUCAUCCACUCAUGCACUUCCUGUCUGAUGACUGGAGGAUCCAGAAUCAGCUCACUGUCACUGUCACUGGUUUUUAGUCAUUAAAAGACAAACCUAAAACCA
Messenger RNA from Cololabis saira (Pacific saury), 3627 nucleotides. Its product is annotated as glycogen phosphorylase, muscle form. Gene Ontology annotation, molecular function: pyridoxal phosphate binding; glycogen phosphorylase activity. Lineage: Eukaryota; Metazoa; Chordata; Actinopteri; Beloniformes; Belonidae. Gene Ontology annotation, cellular component: cytoplasm. Gene Ontology annotation, biological process: glycogen catabolic process. The transcript is spliced from 20 exons. The record is from RefSeq and is a predicted model, not a curated record. The coding region runs from base 123 to 2651 and encodes 842 amino acids.